CUUGCCGCAGUUUUUUUUGCUUUUUUGUCAAACGAAAACAUUGUAUAACCGGGAACAGCAUAUUUUAUUUCCUCAUGAUUUAGAAAUAAAACCCAAUAAAUUUAUAGUUUAGUGAUAUUUCAAAGUAAUUUCACCAUGUUGGCUCGGCGUCCUAUAAAGGCCUUCUCGUGUCUAGUGCGAGCAAUUUCCAACAUUUCCCUCCGCGAAUCAACAAGGAUAUCAUCUGUUGUUCCGCUGAAGGCCCUUUCAAGCCAACCGGUACCAAUUGAUCCCCUUCGGAUCACAUUUCUACCACGCGAAAUUAUCCUUGACAUUGGAAACACGCACAUCAACAAUCCGCUAUUACCACGGAAGGAAAUCAUCGAUAUUCCUCUGAUCAGCCGAAUCAUUGAGAAUCCAAAUCAGUCACGCAUUUCCGAAAUAGGCGAACGGCCUCCGGUAAUUCCGACUGUGGUUGACCUCCCUACCAACAGUGGCGGCAAGGUGGACGAUAAUGGAAUACAGGCCGCCCGAUUGAUUGUGAUCCGACGACGAAAGAUGCGGAAACACAAACUAAAGAAGCUACGCAAGAAGAUGAAAUUCGAAUGGGCGAAGGUUCGUCAGCGGCGGGAACUGCGUAAGGAAAAAGCCUUCCAAGCUGGGCUGAUCAGUCAAAUCAAAGAGGCAGAACGGUUCUCGGCGGAGAUGUACGUUGCUGAGAAACUUCGCCAGGCAAACGAAAUACCGAUUCCUCGGUUCUGGAAGGGCAAACGAUUACCUCAAUUUAUCAUCAAGCAAAAGUUGGGAAUUGAGUAAUGUUUUGUCGAUUAGCAAAGCAUGUUCAAUAAAGUAAUAAAUUUCAAAAUAUAUUAUUUGAAACUCAA
Messenger RNA from Armigeres subalbatus, 863 nucleotides. RefSeq lists its product as uncharacterized. Gene Ontology annotation, cellular component: mitochondrion. The transcript has 3 exons. The record is from RefSeq and is a predicted model, not a curated record. NCBI's taxonomy places the organism in Eukaryota, Metazoa, Arthropoda, Insecta, Diptera, Culicidae. The coding region runs from base 136 to 795 and encodes 219 amino acids.